UGGCUUUUCUUUUGGAUUUCCGCAACGACAGAUAGAAACAAGACAACAACAGCAUCGCGCUUCGUUCCCCCCGCGGCGAGACUGUCGCCCCCCGCCGCACUCAUGUGGUGGCCAUUCAGCAUCUUCUUCAGCAGCAUCUUCCUCUUCGCCAUCGUCCUGUCCAUCCCCGUCGCCUUCGAUGUGGGCGGGCGAGACAGCGGGCUGGCCUACAGCCUGAGCCUGUCCAUCUUCUACAUCUUCUACUCGGCCAUCCGACUGGCUACGCCCGAGACUUCGCGCAUCCGCUGGACCAUUGUGUCGCUGCUGAGGCUGGCGCAAUGGUUCGUCAUCCCGUCGCUGCUGAUCUGGGCGCUGGGCAAGUUCGCCGUGGACGCCGAUGACGCGAGCUGGGUGGAGAGGACCUUUGACGGCGUCUUCCACUCCAAGAGCACAAGCUGGACCGAGUGGAUGUUUGGCAAGGAGGGCGUGCUGGAGACGGUUAUGCUGGGCUCGUGGGACAACGUGCUGCGCUAUUCGGGCCCCGUCUUCCAGCUGCUUGAGGGCUUCUGCACGCUGCUCGUGAUCCAGGCGGCAGGACAGAUUACUCGAUGGCUGGUCAACAGAGGGAGGAGCGAUACCUGGGUGAUCUUCUUGCUUGCGUUUUCCGGCUCCAUCAUUGCCAGCGCUGUCUAUUUCCUGUGGCGUGUUGCUCAGUUUCCCCAAAUCAGCAACAUUGAUGCCACGCUCAUUGGUGCCACAAUGACCACGGCCGUGUUUCUCUGCGCCUACGGCAUUGGCAGCGGUCGCGGCAGCCCUGUCGAGUCAUCGCUUCUCUUUGCUUACGUCGUGCUCUGUGUCUACCAGAUCUUUACCGACUACCUUCCUUCUGACGGCACCUAUUCGGCCGAGGACCAGGCAUCGUCUCAGCCAGAAAUCCCUCCGCUGCCGCCCAUCAUCAUGGCCUCGUACUCAACCUUGCUUCACAUAGUUAGCACUCUCCCUGGCGCUCUUCACUCUUCGCUCGCCCUAUUGUACGCCGCUUUCCAGACUAUUACGCCGUCCGUCAUCAUCUCCCUCGCAUACCGUCUCUUCGUCUUCUACUGCGCCACUCGUAUCAUUCCUUCGGUACGGGACCUGGGUGCCCGAGCCAUGCUGCACGAGCCUGACUGGGAUGAGUCAGAAGCGGCGUCAAUGUUCCUCAGCAUUCUCAGCUACUUUUCGCCGACAAUUUUGAUAGCUGUCUACACCAGCUUGCUGUUACAACACUUUUCGACCAGCGAGGGGCCAGAUGGAUGGACGCUCAGGGGCGGAGACGUGGGCGGCAGCACUUGGCGAUGGAUCAACGUAGGACUGACGAUGGUCCUGUACGGUAUAGAACUUACGCUCAGCACAGACGACCAAGAUCAUUGGAAGGUGGAUUGAAGUGGCACAGGAGAAACAAAAAGGAGAAAUCAAAACAGGAGAAGGAACGCGGCUUGAACCACAGUUGGCCGUUUGACCGAUGGGAAAAAGGAGGGGACUACCACCAAUCGCCAUGGAAGGAGGACAUUACCUACAAAGAGCGAAUCAGGGGCGGAUUACUGCAUGUACGGAAGUGGAAACAUGCGAAAUAUCUGCUUCACCACGAGAAACGAGAUGUUGCACCUUGACUUCUGCAGUUCGUCAGUUCAGCUACUACCUUUGUUACAAGGGGGGAGCAUAUAGAGCGAGCAAAUCCUUUUUCGAUGCUCUUGUUAUCUUGUUAGACAGCACUAUAUGAAUACCUUAUUUGAAGCUGCUAUUUU
Messenger RNA from Trichoderma harzianum CBS 226.95, 1763 nucleotides. RefSeq lists its product as hypothetical. The record is from RefSeq and is a predicted model, not a curated record. Gene Ontology annotation, cellular component: endoplasmic reticulum membrane; cortical endoplasmic reticulum; perinuclear endoplasmic reticulum. Gene Ontology annotation, biological process: endoplasmic reticulum inheritance; septin ring assembly. The transcript has 2 exons. The coding region runs from base 103 to 1401 and encodes 432 amino acids. NCBI's taxonomy places the organism in Eukaryota, Fungi, Ascomycota, Sordariomycetes, Hypocreales, Hypocreaceae.